Molecule: messenger RNA, 2083 nt
Organism: Micropterus salmoides (largemouth bass)
Lineage: Eukaryota; Metazoa; Chordata; Actinopteri; Centrarchiformes; Centrarchidae
Product: excitatory amino acid transporter 5-like
Exons: 11
Coding region: 326-2083 (585 amino acids)
Biological process (GO): L-glutamate transmembrane transport
Cellular component (GO): plasma membrane
Molecular function (GO): neutral L-amino acid transmembrane transporter activity; glutamate:sodium symporter activity; L-glutamate transmembrane transporter activity
Source: RefSeq, a predicted model, not a curated record
CUACACACAAAGGUUAAAGGUGCUCCGUGUAAACCUGCAGAUCCUCCGACCGCUCUGUUGUCCUUUUGACCCUGACCGUUCAUCCAAACGCAGUAAAGCGGAAACAACAACGGGACCGGGUCCAGCAGCAGGGCCAGAUGCCACAACAAAGGCGUGUGAGACGUUGUCCCACCUCUUUAAGCCUCUUAGUGCCUGUAAGUCUGCCUGCCUGCCUGCAGCCGGCCUGCAGGGCUGCCGUUGGCCCUGAUCACACCGUGAUGAUUUAAUCCCUCAGUGGAAAAGGUUAGCUCUCCUUCUCUCAGGCUUGUCACCCUGCCAGCCGCAAAUGCACAGAGAGGAAGACCAGAAGAAGAUCUGGAGGGCGAUGGAGGAGCUUCUGUUACCGAGCGGCGAGGAGGAGACCCUCUCCGAGAACAGUUCGCAUGUUCCCGGGGACGCGGGGAGGACGGUGGAGGACCAAAUGAAGAAUUUUGUCAAGGCGACGGUGAAGGAGGACCUGAGUAAGAACGUGAGGGAUUUCUUUAAGAGGAACGGGCUGCUGACGCUGUCGGUCAUCGCCGUGGCCACGGGCUGCAUGCUGGGCUUCAUGCUGAGAGGAACUCACCUGUCCACACAGGCAAAGAUCUACUUCUCUUUUCCCGGAGAGCUGCUAAUGAGGAUGCUGAAGAUGCUCAUUCUUCCCCUCAUCACGUCCAGUUUGAUGUCGGGUCUGUCGUCGAUGGAGUCGAAGGCGUGCUGUCGUAUCGGCGUCCUGACCGUCACCUACUACCUGUGGACCACCUUCAUCGCCGUGGUCGUCGGCAUCGUGCUCGUCCUCAUCAUCAAACCCGGCGUGGGGACGGAGAUGGAGAGUCACCGGCUGGGAGCGGGGCCCGUCAUGACCUCGGCCGACGCCCUGCUCGACCUCAUCAGGAACAUGGUUCCCUCUAAUAUAAUCGAGGCCACGUUUCAGCAGUACAAAACGGACCUGGUUCCCAUCCUCAAAGUCCCGACCAGAACCAUCCAGCCAAACUUCGUGUACGUGGUCCCCCACGAGAGCGGCCCCGAAGGUCGCACGGUGUACCUGGAGCUGACGCCGCCCCCAGAGAUCAUGUACAAGACGAGUCCCGGCAGCAGCCAGCAGAUGAACGUCCUCGGCAUCGUCAUCUUCUCCGCCACCAUGGGCCUGUUGCUGGGCAGAAUGGGAGAGCGAGGAGCUCCACUGGUCAACGUCUGUCAGUGUAUCAACGAGUGCGUAAUGAAGAUCAUCAACGCUGCCGUCUGGUACUUUCCGUUUGGGAUCAUCUUCCUGGUGGCGGGGAAGAUCCUGGACAUGCAGGACCCGAGCACGCUGGGGAGGAAGCUGGGCUGGUACGGCAUCACGGUGCUCGCCGGGCUCUUCGUCCACGGACUCAUCCUCCUCCCUUUCUUCUACUUCAUCCUAACCAGGAAGAACCCCUUCUCCUACAUCCGCGGGCUGCUGCAGGCCAUGGUGAUCGCCCUGGCCACCUCCUCCAGCUCUGCCACUCUGCCCAUCACCAUGAAGUGUUUGUUGGAAAACUGCCACGUCGACCGGCAGAUCGCGCGGUUCGUCCUCCCUGUGGGCGCCACCAUCAACAUGGACGGCACAGCGCUGUACGAGGCCGUGGCGGCCAUCUUUAUCGCUCAGGUUAAUGACUACGAGCUGGACUUCGGCCAGUUGGUCACCAUCAGCAUCACAGCCACAGCCGCUAGCAUCGGUGCAGCGGGGAUUCCUCAGGCCGGUCUGGUUACCAUGGUGAUCGUACUGACAUCCGUGGGCCUGCCGCCAGAUGACAUCACACUCAUCGUGGCCAUCGACUGGAUCCUCGACAGGUUUCGGACCAUGAUCAACGUUCUGGGCGACGCUCUGGCGGCGGGAAUCAUCGGCCACCUCUGUCGGAAAGAUUUCCCCCUCAGUGAAGCAGGAAAAAAUGUACCGUCUUACGGCACUCAGACUCCUCACAACAACUCCCACAGCGUAGACGUGCCAAUGACGGAGAUCCACACGCACAAAGACUGCAUGUUCGACUCACCGGGCGAGAAGCACGCGCACACCGUCUACUACAACAUCUGCCAGGUGUGA